Drosophila teissieri is the source of this 5151-nucleotide messenger RNA. RefSeq lists its product as uncharacterized. The record is from RefSeq and is a predicted model, not a curated record. Lineage: Eukaryota; Metazoa; Arthropoda; Insecta; Diptera; Drosophilidae. Gene Ontology annotation, molecular function: protein binding; guanyl-nucleotide exchange factor activity. Gene Ontology annotation, biological process: signal transduction. Gene Ontology annotation, cellular component: plasma membrane; nucleus.
AUGCCAACCAUGACACGGAUGCAUCGCCACUCCAGUUCCAGUGCCGUGGUGGAGGAGUCGCGUGGGCGGCGCCGCGGCGUGGGCGUGGGCGUGCCAGGAGUCGGAGACGCGAACAAGGAGAACUUCGGGGUGCACUUCAUGAGCAGUCCGUUCGGCAAUGCCAGCUUGAUAGCCCUGCAGGACUUGAGCAACGUGCACGGCAAGAGUCCGCAGCGCAGGAGUUUCAGUGAGGGAAGUGGUCCGCGGCAGGCGACGCCACAAUUGGCGGCACUGCGCUGCUUGCCACGCACCACGCACGCUGGUGCCGUUGCUCUGGAGGAUUCGCAGCUCUCCUCAUCGCGAAUGGGCGAUACCACGCUGGACCGCAUGCUGGAUGCCAUCAUCGAGUCGGCCCGCAAGGAGGUGAGGUGUACGACGAAGCCACUGGGCGGCGCCGGCGCCAGCACCACCACUUCAGCCACCAUUCUGGCGGAUAAUGCCGAGUGGAGCGAGACCAGUGUCCACGAAAUGGAGGUGCGCACACCCACCCACUUGAAGCGGCAGCGGGUGGUGCGGCGCAAGAACCCACACAAGACCACCACCACCACCACCAGCAACAGCACCAGCACCACCAACAUCACCCACACGCAAAGCCACCAAAGCCAGGCCAAGAAGUUGGAGCCACUGCAGCUGGUGCCCAGCACCAAGCGCUGCCUGAGCUUCUCAUCCAGUUCCGCCUCGAGUGACUUGGACGAGGAGGAGCAGCAGGUGGCCAAGAGGAGUUCGCUGGCCUCCCCCACGGCCACGCCCCCCUCCCACAGCACCACCAGCAGCAACAGCAGCAGCAGUAACAGUGGGGCGGACGUGGAGGCCAGUCAGCGGGGCAGCAUCGAUGUGAGCAUCGCAUUCGAUGCCAAGGAAAGGCAACUCAAUGUACAUGUGAUUCGCUGUCGGGACCUGCAGCGCUCGCAUGGCAGUGGCAACGGCAGCAUCAACGCCUACGUCAAGGUGGCCCUGUCCGGAGGCGCACAGCCAGCCGGAUGCGGUGGCCACUCGUCCGGGGGCAGCAUGAGUUCCGGAUACCAACGCACCGCCGUCCAUCGGCACUCGGGUCGCCCGUACUUCGAUCAGCGAUUCAGCUUCCAGAUUUCCAGUGGCGAGGAGACCGCUGGACAGUAUCUUCAGCUGGCCGUGUGGCACCGGGAUCGCCAUUUAAACUCAGUUCCCGUUACUCAGUCCGAGUGGCAAGCUCGCGUGAAAAGCGGCACAGAACGGCGAACGGCGCGGCAAAACAGCGAACGGCUGGCGAAGCUCGAAAACGCAGGAAACGAGGCAAAACGCAGCGAGUUCCUGGGCUGCAGCACUUUUCCACUGAAUGAGCUAGUGCAUCCGGACUCGGGCAUCUCGGCAGGAUCCUACAAGCUGCACGCACAGGCAUGUCCUCCGCCUACUAGCCGCCAUAGUCAACCGAAAGCCAACGCAGGCCAGGAUCAACAGGAUCAAACGGAUCAAAAGCAGGAAACGGAAGUGCAGAAGGAUCACGAUCAGGAUCAGGAUCAUCAGCAGGACGACUCACCCGCAGAAAUGGCAGCCGCCGCCACAGUCACGCCCCAAAAACCGGUAGCCACUGGAUCCGGAUCGGGAUCGAAUUCGGCAGCGAUGGCACUAAACGACGAGGUGAUCAGCAUCAGCAUCGAUAGCAUGGGCAAAGAGGAUCCACUGCUGCCCCAGCAGCCCCAGCAGCCCAUGAAGCUCAGCAAGAAGGCGCUGCACCAGCGAGAUGCCGACGAGAAUCUCUUCCUGAGAUUCCUGGAGCUGGACCCGCCGGCGGAUGGCAAUGCGAACAGCACCACCCAGGCACAGGCGACGGGCGCCCAGUCCUCGGCGUCGAAGGCCAACGAGAGCAAUGCCAACCACCUGAACAAUGGGACUUCUGGUGGCCGGAGACAGUCCACCAUGCCAAAUAGCGGAGCAGCCAGCGGAGGAGGAGGAGGAGGCGGAGGCGGAGGCUCUGUCCGCCAGCAGCAGGGACGCACCCCGUUCACCAUGACGAAGCGACUUACGCGAACCGAGGAGCGGGGCUUUGGAUUCUCGAUCGUGUGGACGCAUCCGCCGCGGGUGGAGAAAAUCGAGGCGGGACUGUCGGCCGAUCGGUGUGGCAUUCUGCCCGGCGACUAUGUGAUCUUUGUGGACAAGCACAACGUCGUCACGAUGCCCGAGGCUGAUGUUCUGAAUUUGAUACGAUCGCAGGGCUCGUCCUUGACGUUGGAGAUAUUCAGAAGGUCAGGCGCGGGCGCCACGACAAUCACGUCGACGGACUUGGGCCAGAACAAUGUUCACAUAAGCACCAGAUUGGGCGCCGCAGUGGGCUUGGGCAGCGAGGAGCACACACUGGCCACCACCGCGACGGGAACGACCACCGUGAUGAGUCUGCAAAGGACGACCAGCACGAGAAUCGCGCCGAUGGCCAAUAGCAUGGCCAACAGCCGGCCGGCCACCGCCUGCUCGGGAACCACCUCCUCCAUCGAGGCGGCCAAGAGGAGGCUUCACCUGCCGCAGGUCACCUUCAGCAAGGAGUCGAUUGUGCCCAUCACGGACAACCGCAGACGCUUCCUGCUCCAGCUGAUUAGUCGGGAGCAGAACUUCACGGCCGCCCUGCACUUCGGAGUGGACCGCUUCGUGCAGCCGCUGGGGGAGCGAAAGGAUCUGAUCUCGCCCAACGACCAUCGCACCUUGUUCCAGAACAUCGACGAGCUGCUCCGGAUUGCGGAGGACAUACUGGAGCAGUUGUGCAGCAGCGACCAGCAGGACCAGGAGCCGCAGAUGAACUUCGCCUCGCGCGUCUACCUAUCCAAGACGACGGCGAUCUGUGCGGCCUACAAGAAGUACUGCAAUGGCAUCAAGCGGGCGGACUGCGUUUUGGUCAAUAAGUCGCGCCAGACGGGCUCCGAGUUCAUUGCGUUCAUUACGGAGCCGGCCGUGCCACGUAAACGACCCGAUCUCACCAUGUUCAUCCAUCGACCACUGCAGCACUUUCGCGAAAUCCUCAAGCUGAUGCAGUUGCUCGCUGGCAACUGCCAUGUGGACACGGAGGAGCACAAGAACUUCAGCACGGUCAUCAACGAACUGCAGGCGGCCUAUCGGGAGAUCACUGUGAGCAGUGGUCUGAUGGAGCCGCUGGGCGAGGGUCGUCCCCUGCUCACCCUCCAGGAUCUGGAGUCCCGCAUGGUCUUCACCAAGUGCAAGCCCUUCACGUUGGCCGUUCAGGGGCGCCAGUGGAUCUUCGGAGGCGAUUUGUCCCGCGUCGAAGGUCGCUCCGUGAAGCCCUAUUGGACACUGCUCUUCAGCGACAUCAUCGUAUUCGCCAAGGUCAGCCGUGAUCGAGUGCUGUUCAUCACCGAGGAGCCCAUUCCCAUCGCCAAUGUGGUGGACUCCUGUUUCCACAUGCGCAAGAAAACCACCGAGUUCCGUCUCACAGUGGAUCCCAAUGGACGCCUGGCGGAGAGUCCAACGGGCUACUGUGCCCCCGAUCUCACCCGCACUCCCAAGCGCGGAGCCCGCCGCAAGAGCCUUAUAUUGCGGGCACCCUCGCUGGAACUUAAGGCCGUGUGGCAGAAUCUUCUCCAGCGGCAGAUCUUUCUAGUUAAUGCCGCCCUUGGCUCCACGCCCCUGUCCAGUCCGCUGGACUCGCCGGAUGUGCUGAACACCCUGGUGCCGCUGAGCGAUAUAGGUCUGACCACCGCCUCCAUGGGGUCGAUGAAGUUGCCCUCGCUGGACAGCAUCCACCUGAAGCAGCAGCAGAAACAGCAGGUGCGUCUCUUUCGCAGCAAGCGUCUGGACAGCGGUGAUUCCUACGAGAAUCUACAGCGGCUGGCCAGUGCGGUCCGGCACCACUGUGCCAGCACCACCACGAGCAGCGCCACCCAGACGCAGACCCAUCCGCAGCCACCGCUCUGCACCACCUCGCUGCCCUCGCGCACCAACUCGCCCGCCCGCAACCAACGCCAGCCGAAUGGCCAAGGUCAUGUGGGUGGGUCGGUGCCCAAUGGAGUGGGUGGUGUGGGACUGGGAUUGGGAUUGGGUGGCUGCAACACCAUCAGCUCUUGCCUGAGCAGCAGCGCCAGCUUGACGCAAACCCAGACGCAGGUCCACACCCAGACCCUCAACCAUUCGCAGACCCACUCGCAGACCCAAACCUCCGUGCUGUCCCUCUCCAGUUGCAAGUGCUUGACGGUCAUUCCGGAGGUCACCAGCGAACCGGCCGUCAACCAACACGCCAGCCAGAAACUGCUGGAGUUUAGCCUGAGCUCGGUGGGUCGAUCGUUCAUCGAUGAGUCCGGUGGCGUGGUUGGUGGUCAGGUCUCGCUGACGACACCAGAGACACCCACGCCCAACAUCUCGCCCACCACCUCGCAGCCCUGCAACUCGGAUGCCUUCUCCAAUGACUUCGUGGCCACGUCCACCAGCGGGAAGGGCCCGAAUAUACCACUAGCUGAGUUCGGUGGCUCCUGGGAUCUGCUGGAGCUCGAUCUGCAGCUGCACGAGGUCAAUCUAGAUCCCAGCUACGACACGGAUGUGGAGGAGUGCAUCUUUCUCGGCGACGAGGAGGAGAGGGAGGGCACCGAGGGACACGGACACGACGAGGACAGUGACGAGGACGAGGACGACAGCGUGGUGGUGGACGAUCCCUUCGGCAUGCUACCCACCAGACCAACGCCGCCGGACUCGCUGGACCUGUGAUUUGACUUUUGGCUACAGUCGGACCCCGCUAACAGCCCCUUGCCGCACAAUCUUUGAAUCUCGACGAGCUUACUACUCAACUAUGUUACCACUGAACUACCCAGAAACCUCUGCUCUAUAUCUCAAAACAAGCAAACUAUUUAGCUCAAUCGCCGUUUUUGCUCUGCUUUUGUGUCAGCCAAGUUGUUGGCCAAGUUGUUGGCCAAGUUUUCCAUUACUCACAAUCGAAACUUUGCAGUGUAGACAGGCUGCCGUCUUUGGAGGAUUGGAGAAGGGGAUUGACUUUGCCAGGAUAUCAGAAUCAGGAACCGAACAGUGAGAUUAAACGAGUGACACCCGACCCGAGUAAGAUACUAGAAACAACAUUUAAGAAUCCCUCACCUGGAUGGCUUAUGGCUUAUAAUUUUACAAAUUCCCAUUCCCGGUUGCCGU